Messenger RNA from Talaromyces stipitatus ATCC 10500, 549 nucleotides. RefSeq lists its product as uncharacterized. The transcript is spliced from 2 exons. Bases 1 to 549 code for a protein of 182 amino acids. Lineage: Eukaryota; Fungi; Ascomycota; Eurotiomycetes; Eurotiales; Trichocomaceae. The record is from RefSeq and is a predicted model, not a curated record.
AUGGAAAAUCGUUGGAAUUCAACAUACCGGAUGCUUGGUGAUGGCCUCGAGGCUAAAGCUCAAAUUCAAUCAAUUCACAGUGGUUGGGAACGUCCAUUUCAGAUUCAUCGCAUACUUACUAAGUUCAAUGAACUUACAUUACUUGUGUCAAAACGGAGACCACAAAUCAGUCUUGCUAUCCCAGUCUAUUUUGAACUUCAUGAUCUACUGUCUGAAGGUUCAGAAUCACAAGGGUGCUUCAAGGAAUUAGAUCCUGAUAUUGCUUUUGCACUGGAAAAAGGGUCUAAAAAGUAUAUGAAGUAUUAUACGUUUAUGGAUGAAUCUGAGAUAUACUACGCUGCAUUGAUUCUAGAUCCCAAGGUUAAAGGAGAUCUCAUUCUAAAAGUGUUAGAGGGUAAGGAAGCUGGCGAUCUAAUUCUUCAAGCUACUCGUGAUCGUUUAUAUCAAAAUACCCACCUUCAAAUCACUCCCGAUCUUACUCAUACCAAUGUCGAAUCUCGAAUGCUACAACGGUUAGAACCUGAAUCCAUCAUUACCUGUUAUAUUUGA